AUGGUGAACGUCUGCGUUGCCUUAGAAGGCAGCAAGGUCAAAGAUGGCGACGGCGACGACGACGACAACACCAGCGCCACUUCUGGCUCCAACGACGUGGCCUCGUCGGCCAUCACGUACAUCAUGUCGCAACACCUGGUGCAGACGUAUGUGCCCCCCUCGCCGCAGUACCUGACGGCCGUGUACCGAACCCUGACGUCGAGCUUCCCCGAGUUUUUGGACAGGCCGCUCGAAAUUUGCGACUACACGGGCGGCAAGAGGUCCGAUUGGACAUACCCCGGAGUUCGGGGGCUGCCGCUAGAGGCUUUCUUGUUAGAGGUGGGGCUUCGAGAGGAUCCGCCCUGGACGUUUCCGACGGUGUUGAAGCCGCUCACUGAUCGCUUGGCGUCGGCGGGGGUAACGACAACGGACGAGCUGUGCGAGGCGGCCACGAGCGGGGUCCUCUUGUCGAAGUGA
Messenger RNA from Ectocarpus siliculosus, 456 nucleotides. Lineage: Eukaryota; Phaeophyceae; Ectocarpales; Ectocarpaceae. The record is from the annotation of a GenBank genome assembly.